Messenger RNA from Canis lupus familiaris (dog), 1464 nucleotides. RefSeq names its product CDGSH iron sulfur domain 2 (gene CISD2). Bases 112 to 519 code for a protein of 135 amino acids. Gene Ontology annotation, biological process: regulation of autophagy; autophagy of mitochondrion. Gene Ontology annotation, cellular component: mitochondrial outer membrane; intracellular membrane-bounded organelle. Gene Ontology annotation, molecular function: 2 iron, 2 sulfur cluster binding. NCBI's taxonomy places the organism in Eukaryota, Metazoa, Chordata, Mammalia, Carnivora, Canidae. The transcript has 3 exons. The record is from RefSeq and is a predicted model, not a curated record.
GGACCCAGGCCGCGACGCCCGCCCGCCCGCCCGCCCCCGCUUCCCGUCUGGGCGCAGGCGCGGGAGGAGCUGAGGCGCGAGGCGGGAGGGGAGUGGACGCUGCUGGCAAGGAUGGUGCUGGAGAGCGUGGCCCGCAUCGUGAAGGUGCAGCUCCCGGCGUAUCUAAAGCGGCUCCCUGUGCCCGAGAGCAUUACCGGGUUCGCCCGGCUCACAGUUUCAGAAUGGCUUCGGUUACUGCCUUUCCUCGGUGUACUUGCACUACUUGGCUACCUUGCAAUUCGUCCAUUCCUCCCGAAGAAAAAACAACAGAAGGAUAGCUUGAUUAAUCUUAAAAUACAAAAGGAAAAUCCCAAAGUGGUGAAUGAAAUAAACAUUGAAGAUUUGUGUCUCACUAAAGCAGCUUACUGUAGGUGUUGGCGUUCUAAGACGUUUCCUGCCUGUGAUGGUUCACAUAAUAAACACAAUGAAUUGACAGGAGAUAAUGUGGGCCCACUAAUACUGAAGAAGAAAGAAGUAUAAUAGUAAUGAAUUAGGAUUGAACUAAGUUGUGUGCUGUAAAAUUCUAUAACAAUAUUUUUUCAUUUUUUAUGUAUAGAUCUUUUAAAUGGUAGUCUUAAUUAUUGCUACUGGUUGAGUAAUUAUUUCUGCCAAUUUAUUUUCUUCUACACUACUGUUUAUAUUUGAUACUUUGUGUAUUCAAACGGUCAUUUAUAUAGAAAUUAAAUUGUACAACCCUUUCAUUCUUACUUCAAAGACAAUGUCUUGGUUUUCAUUAACUGAGAAAAAUCUGUUUUUGGCAGUGGGUCCAAAGCUCUUCCUUUGAAUAUCAAUAUUUUCUAUGGAAUCUACACUUAAAUUUUUUCUCCCUACAUUAAACAUAUUAUUUUUCAGUCUUCUGUUCUGAUCAUUUGAAGUGACUUUUCCUCUUUGGCCUUCCACACACUGUUCUUUUCAGAUCAGUAAGAAAAAUAUUGCUGUCAAGAAUUACUUGAGUUUUCAAAGAGAUAAAUGCUUUGCUUUAUAAACAUUAUGUCUAAUUAAAGUGUGAAUAUCCCAAUUUCAGAAAAGACAUGAACUGGAUAUAGAAAGUUCCAAAAAGGAAUAGUUAUUUACAUUAUUAAAAAAAUGUGUUUACUUUACAAAGGCUUGUUUGUGUCUCUUUAGGUGUGUGUUUUGUACAUGUAUCAUGAACUCUUUGACUCAGUGACAGGGUGGGAUGGAAUGGCAGGAAUACUUAUACUAAAUUCAUGAGCUGCUGCAAUUUGAAGGUUAAUUAGAAAUAAAGUAUAUCUGAACUCAUAUUAAAAUGAUAAAUGGAAAAAAAAUUAAACAAAUAAAAAAAUAAAAUGAUAAAUGGUUCAGUGAUUCAAAAUCGUAUACAUUUUUCUCUUUAUAACAGUAUAAUCCAAUAAAACAUAAAAUAAAGAAAGUUUGCUAAAUAAACUUAUUGGAGAAUCUUUAAAA